Molecule: messenger RNA, 2057 nt
Organism: Carassius carassius (crucian carp)
Lineage: Eukaryota; Metazoa; Chordata; Actinopteri; Cypriniformes; Cyprinidae
Gene: slc22a7b.3
Product: solute carrier family 22 member 7b, tandem duplicate 3
Biological process (GO): transmembrane transport
Cellular component (GO): membrane
Molecular function (GO): transmembrane transporter activity
Source: RefSeq, a predicted model, not a curated record
GGACAGUCUGUGUAUCAACAAAAACCAUGAAGUUUGAAGAUCUAAUUAUAGAGAUCAAUGGCUUCGGCAGGUUCCAGAAGAUGAUUCUUUGCAUCAGUCUUGUAGGAUGAUUCACUUUACCUUGUCACUUUCUAUUAAGCAACUUUAUCGCCGCCAUCCCAUCUCACCACUGUGAUAUCAGUUCUCUGGAUGCCGAGGGAAUCUUUGGGAAUCUGAGUUGGGAGCAGAAACUGACUGUCAGUAUUCCAGUGAAAGAUGAUGGGACUCCUGCUUCUUGUCACAUGUUCUCUCAUCCUCAGUUUCAUCUGUUGACAAACUCCUCCAGCAGCUCAGAACUUCCAGUAGUCCCGUGCCAGAAUGGAUGGGAGUAUGACAACAGCACGUUCAUCAGCGCGCUCGCCACACAGUUUAUUUUUAUAUGUGAUAAAAAAGGUCUGAAUAAAGCUGUGACCACCAUCUUCUUUGUCGGAGUGAUGUUUGGAGCAGCUUUUUUUGGAGGCAUGAGUGACAGAUUUGGCCGUAAGCCGAUGCUGUUGGUGUCCUAUAUAUCAGGAAUGGCUUUUACAUUGGCCAGCAUCUUUUCUUCCUCCUUCAUCAUGUUUGUAGUGUUGAGAUUCUUUAGUGGAUUCACCAUCACUGGCAUCGUUAUUGUCUCAGUCGUACUCAAUGUGGAGUGGGUGGACAUUCAGCACAGAAAGCUUGUAUCUAUAACUGGCAGCAUGGCAUGGGCUGUUGGGACCACCUCAUUGUCUCUUUUUGCAUUCUGUACCAGAGACUGGAGAUGGCUGACAGUGGCCGUCACGUCACCUUUACUGCUAUCCACAGUUCUCUGGUGGUGGGUUCCAGAGUCGGCUCGGUGGCUGAUAGCCAAUGGGAGGGUAGAAAAAGCUCAUUAUUAUCUUAAAAAAUGUGCUGUCAUGAAUCGCAAGGAGGAAGUUAUUUCAAGAAUCAAACCUGAGGCUCUCUACAUAGCUACAGAUGAGGGCAAGAGAAAUUAUUCAUACUUGGACCCUGUCAGAACCCCUAAGAUGAGAAGAUUGCCUUUUCUAACAGGAACCAUAUGGUUUUGUAUUGCCACUAUGACUUAUGGUAUCAGCCUCAACAUCACAGGCUUUGGACUAAAUAUAUACCUCACUCAGUUUGUGUAUGGAGCCAUUGAGGUUCCAUCUAAACUGAUAGUAUAUUACAUGCUGGAGAAGAUUGGUAGACGCAAAACUGAAGCAGGAGCUCAGCUGUUGGCUGGAAUCAGCCUCAUGAUUAACAUAUUCAUACCCAAAGGUAAGACUGUGCAUAUUUUACACUCGCAUCCUACAUACAUUUCCUCAUUUCAUAACUAAAUCAUUUAUAUGACUGGAUCCUUCAGGCAAAAUGGGAUAGGAUAUAACUCGUUCAUGGGCCGUCUGGGAGUGUGUUUGGCUCCUCUAGUCCUGCUAUUGGACAGUUAUUUGGGCCACUUCCCUCAGACUACCCUGUGUUCUGUGGCACUCAUUGCUUCUGUGGUGGCCUGGCAGUUACCUGAGACACGAGACAGGUGUCUGCCUGAGACUAUAGAGGAUGUCUAGGGUACUGGGAAAAAUCUCAUUAAAGAUCAUGACAAGCAGGAGGAUGAGGAGAAAAUAACAACAAAUUAAACCAAUGAGAACCACUGAGAUUGAGUGCAGAUUCAGACUUAAUUUAAAACUAUUCCCUAAAAGAACAAUUCCAAAGUUAUUUUAAAAUGUUUUAUUAGUUACACGAGGAUUUACAACUUUCUCCAGUGCCAUGUAAUAAUUACAGAUCACAGGCGUGAAUGAAUAAAUGGAAAUUGUGAGUUUGUUUGUGAAAAACAGUCAAAUCUGAGAGAAAGAGUCUAUGUAUGUGUGCAUGUUUAAGUGACUUUUGUAUGACUUUUUUAAAAAGAUGCCAGUGGCCAUUUCUGAUGAUUAGAAUACAUGCAACAUGCAACUACAUUUGCAUAUAUCCAUGUGAAAAUAAAUCUUUAUACCUUACAAUUUUUUUUAUAUGUAAAAAAUAUUUCUGUAACAAAUAAAAAAAGGGCACAUUCCCUUGUGACUUAA